This is a messenger RNA of Rhopilema esculentum, 996 nucleotides long. Its product is annotated as NPC intracellular cholesterol transporter 2. The record is from RefSeq and is a predicted model, not a curated record. Gene Ontology annotation, molecular function: sterol binding. Lineage: Eukaryota; Metazoa; Cnidaria; Scyphozoa; Rhizostomeae; Rhizostomatidae. Gene Ontology annotation, biological process: sterol transport.
UUUUAGGUUGGCUAAGAGAUUGACUGUACACUCGUCCAAAUCAGAAAUGGCGAAAUCAAUCGCAAAAGUUCUCAUAACACUUGUGUUUUUUAUCGGUAUUUCGCAAGCCAUGAUGGUGAAAUACAAGGACUGCGGCUCAAAAAGCAUUAUUUCUGAGGUUGAUGUUAGCCCCUGCACUUCCCAACCGUGUGUUUUGAUAAAAGGCAGCAAUGAAACAAUUGAUGUCCAUUUCACCCCAGAAAAAGACAUCAAAAGUGUUGCAGUGAAUCUCCAGGGCAUCAUCGGUGGUGUGCCCCUGCCAUUUCCAGUCCCACACCCAGACGCAUGCAGCUGGCCAGGCAGUGGUUUGAAAUGCCCUUUGAAGAAAGGACAGCAGCAGCAUUACACAAUGCAAUUGCCUGUCAGACACUCCUAUCCAUCGCUGAAGCUGCUUGCAAAGUUGUCUUUGGUGGACCAGACAAAGAGUGCAUUAGUUUGCGUCGAGAUUGCUCUCCAAAUUAAAUAAGCUUCCAAAAAGAGCUUGAAAUAAAACGUUUAUGAUUGAUGAUGAAAUAUAAAAUGAUUUUACAACGUAGCAGAAAUAUAUCAGAAACUUGAUUGUUGCAACUAAUGAUCCUGAGAUUCGACGGUUUGCAAGAGUCAGCAUAUACACAAAUGAAGUUUGAAAGAUUAUUGUGAAUUUUGGUAGACUAGAUUUUUAUCAGCAACCAGUGUUCUUCGCAACAGUCAGUAUUUUCUUUAGACGUUGAAGCUUUUGAUUAGCAAUAAAUUUUACUUUUCCUAUUUUCUUGCGCCCUUGCUAAUUAUCUUCCAACAUUUUGCUUUUUUUUUCUGACGUCAUACUCUCUAUCUUUUUCUUGCCUUUAACAUAUUAUUUUUAAUAUAAUUUCUUGUCCUAUACUGUUUGAUUUGUCACACACUUUUCAAAGUCGCACAUAUAUUAAAUGUUGAUUAACCUUAAAGAAAUUAUUAUUUGAUAAAUUCGUUUGACCAUCA